Molecule: messenger RNA, 300 nt
Organism: Clunio marinus
Lineage: Eukaryota; Metazoa; Arthropoda; Insecta; Diptera; Chironomidae
Source: the annotation of a GenBank genome assembly
AUGACGAGCAGGAGAGAACAAAAACAUGAGCAUGGUCUUCAGUCGUCUUCAGUUAAAUUUCAUACAUUAAAGGAGUCGAACGGAAAGUUUUCCACCGAAGAACUGAGGGUGGAGAUUGUGAGCGAGCAAGAAAGUUUCGAGCAGUCCAUUAGGUCGAGUGAAGUCGUUUGUUUAAAAAAAAAAGAAAGAAAGAAAGGCAGAGAAGAACGUGAAAACGCUGUCAAAGAUAAAACGAUGAGACUAAAUGUGCACAAGUGUGAUGAAGAGUUGAUUGUUGUUUCCGAAAAACGCAGAGAAUAA